Messenger RNA from Durio zibethinus, 2034 nucleotides. Its product is annotated as dihydrolipoyllysine-residue succinyltransferase component of 2-oxoglutarate dehydrogenase complex 1, mitochondrial-like. NCBI's taxonomy places the organism in Eukaryota, Viridiplantae, Streptophyta, Magnoliopsida, Malvales, Malvaceae. The record is from RefSeq and is a predicted model, not a curated record. Gene Ontology annotation, molecular function: dihydrolipoyllysine-residue succinyltransferase activity. Gene Ontology annotation, biological process: tricarboxylic acid cycle. Gene Ontology annotation, cellular component: oxoglutarate dehydrogenase complex; mitochondrion.
UCCUCCGUAAAAACACCUAACGCUAAAGAAUGCGUUAAUCGGGCCAUAAGUCCUCGUAUAUAUCAUACAUUAGGUCUGAUUUGGAAACCGAUCGAUGAGUAGAGUAAAAAAUGUUAUAAUCAGUGGGGAAAAAAAUUGUUAAUCACUGAAUUAAAGUGCCAAAAUCUUUCUUGAAGUUAAAAAUGAAAAACAUCCACUCCAUUAAUCGUGGAGAAAAGUCGCCAUUAAUGAUACUCCGUAGAUCGCUAGCUCUCUCUCUCCGUUCUAUACUCAGUUGAGAAACUUUUCUCCUUUUCAGGCCAAAGCCAAUCCUUUGUCCUAUUUUCUUUUGCCUCUAGGCGUUUUAAUUGAAGACAGAAAUUAUGUGGGCAGUUUUGAGGCGGAGAGUUGCUUCUUCUUCUUCUUCACUAAUAUGCCAAUCCUUCCUAGAUGCUCGAUCUUCACGAUGUUACACUUCUACUUCAAAUGAGGCCUAUAUAAAGACUUUAGUUUCCAGAAAAGGGUCAUCACAAAUUUCAGGAAUUGUUAGUUCUAGAGGGUUUCCAGUUGGCUCAAAGCCUCUAAGGGAAGUUUUAUUGCUUGUUCAAACAUAUCCUUCAAUGUGUGUCCACACUAGAUCAUUUUCUGUUGAUACCAGUGAACUUGUUGACGCUGUUGUUCCUUUCAUGGGGGAAUCCAUCACUGAUGGCACUCUAGCAAAUUUUUUGAAGCAACCUGGUGAUCGUGUAGAAGUAGAUGAGCCAAUUGCACAAAUAGAAACUGAUAAGGUGACAAUUGAUGUAAGUAGUCCUGAAGCUGGUGUAAUUGAACAGUUGGUGGCCAAAGUAGGUGAUACCGUGGAACCAGGGACCAAGAUAGCUGUCAUUUCAAAAUCUGGUGGUGUAACUCAUGUUGCUCCAUCAGAAGAAAAGCCUAGCAAGACAGCUUCGGAGCUUUCUUCUGCAAAAACAAAGAAGGUAGAGACAGAGAAGCCUAAAGCAGAAACUCCACCGAGCAAAGAAAUGCCUAAAGCACCUUCUCUGCCUCCCUCUAGACCUUCAGCUAAGGAACCUCAACUUCCUCCUAAAGAAAGAGAGAGAAGAGUUCCUAUGACUAGACUUAGAAAGCGUGUUGCAACACGCUUGAAGGACUCCCAAAACACUUUUGCAAUGUUGACUACAUUCAAUGAAGUUGAUAUGACCAAUUUGAUGAAGCUCCGGUCUGACUAUAAAGAUGCUUUUGUUGAGAAGCAUGGAGUAAAGUUGGGACUUAUGUCAGGAUUUGUGAAGGCUGCUGUUAGUGCGCUUCAGAAUCAGCCAAUGAUCAACGCUGUAAUUGAUGGGGAUGACAUAAUUUAUAGAGAUUAUGUUGACAUCAGUAUUGCUGUUGGUACUCCAAAGGGCCUUGUAGUUCCAGUAAUCCGAAAUGCUGAUAGAAUGAACUUUGCUGAAAUUGAAAAAGAAAUAAACACCCUUGCUAAGAAGGCAAAUGAUGGGUCUAUAUCAAUUGAUGAGAUGGCUGGAGGCUCAUUCACAAUAUCUAAUGGUGGUGUUUAUGGAAGCCUCUUAAGUACUCCAAUUAUUAACCCCCCUCAGUCGGCUAUCCUGGGCAUGCACUCCUUAGUUAGCCGUCCAAUGGUUGUUGGUGGAGAAAUUGUUCCAAGGCCAAUGAUGUACAUUGCACUGACAUAUGACCAUCGACUGAUUGAUGGAAGAGAGGCGGUGUUCUUCUUGCGUCGCAUUAAGGAUGUGGUGGAGGAUCCACGGAGACUGCUGCUUGAUAUAUGAGGAAACCAUUUAUAGAACUCUGAUUUUAGCAGGGCUGGGAUAUAGCAUGUAUUUUCUUCGUGUAGAAUAAAUAGCAAUGCUCAUACUUUUUAUUGGUGUCGAAUAAAUAGCAAUACAUUUUCCCUAGUGUUACUGACAUGUUAAAGGGCCUAGUUUCAUGUGACAGAAGUUUCUGUUGGUUGAAUAUUUUGUCCAUAAAGCAUCCCUUUUGUUUUGAUUGAUUUUCCUUUAGCUAAUGGAGAAAACAAGCAGCUAAGUCAAUGAAUGA